AUGUACAUCAAGACGCUCACCAUCCAGGGCUUCAAGUCGUAUCGCGACCAGACCGCCGUCGAGCCCUUUUCGCCGCACCACAAUGUCGUCGUCGGUCGCAAUGGCUCGGGCAAGUCCAACUUCUUCUCCGCCAUCCGCUUUGUGCUUUCGGACGCCUACACGUCCAUGUCGCGCGAGGAGCGCCAGUCGCUCCUCCACGACAGCUCCAGCUCCACCUCGGCCACGCUCUCGGCGUUUGUAGAGAUCGUCUUCGACAACUCCGACAAUCGCUUCCCCACCAACGGCACCGAGGUCGUGCUGCGCAGGACCAUCGGCCUCAAAAAGGACGAGUACAGCAUCGAUCGCAAGUCGGCCUCCAAGGCGGACGUCGCCAACCUCCUCGAGUCCGCCGGCUUCUCGCGCAGCAAUCCGUACUACAUCGUGCCUCAGGGCAGGAUCACUCACCUCACCAAUGCCAAGGACCACGAACGCCUCGGCCUGCUCAAAGAGGUCGCAGGAACGCGCGUCUACGAACAGCGCCGCGCAGAGUCGAUCAAGAUCAUGGAGGACACCACCGCCAAGCGCUCCAAGAUCGACGACCUGCUCGAGUACAUCGAAAACCGCCUGCGCGAGCUCGACGACGAAAAGGAGGAGCUGCGCGAGUACUACGAGCGCGACCGCGAGCGCAGGUGCAUCGAGUACAGCCUCCACCAGCGCGAGCUCACCGAAUGCGCAGAGCUGCUCGACAAGCUCGAGGACGAGCGCAGACGCGACCUCGACGCGUCCAACGUGCGCAGGGCCGAGUUCAACGAGCGCGAGAAGCGCCUCGCGCGCCUCGAGGCCGAGCUCGCCGCCACGGGCCAGUCGAUCGAGCAGCGCACGCUCGAAAAGACGCAGCUCGAGCUCGAGCGCAGAGACGUCGCAAAGCACCUCGCACAGAUCGAGUCGCUCGUCGAGGAGCUCGAGGAGGUGGGCGAGAAGCGCGCCGACCGCCGCACCGCCCUCGAAGCCCAACUCGCCCGAAUCCGCGCCGAGAUCCAGUCCAAGCAAUCGCAGCUCGACCAGCUCCAGCCCACGCUCGCCGGCGUGCAAUCCGAGGCAGAGCAGCUGCGUGCGGCGCUCCAGGACACAACGGCGCGCGUCUCGGCGCUCUACUCCAAGCAGGGCCGCUCGGCGCAGUUCCGCACGCAGCAAGAGCGCGACGAAUACCUGCGCACCCAGAUGGCCGAGCUCGACCACUUCCUGCGCUCGCAGCAGACGCGCAUCGACGACACCGCACGCGAGCGCACCCAGGCCACCGAGCGCCGCACCGCCGCACUGCGCAAGGUGACCGAGAUCGAGGAAAAUCUCGAGAGCCGCAAGGAUACGGUGCAGCAGCUCGCCACCGAGUACGCCGCCAAGCGCGACCGCCGCGAUGAGCUCUCGGAGCUGCGCAAGGACCUGUGGAAGGAGGAGGAGUCGCUGCGCUCGUCGCUCGCGUUUGCGGCCAACGAGCUCUCCAACGCGCAGCGCAAGCUCGUCGGCAUGAUGGACAAGGCCACCGUCCAGGGUCUCUCGGCGGUGGACAAGAUCGCGGCGAGCCUCGGCCUGCAGGACAACGUCAAGGGUCCCGUGUACCAGCUGUUUACGGUCGACGACAAGUACAAGACCGCCGUCGAGGUGGUGGCGGGCGCGUCGCUCUUCCACGUGGUGGUGGAUACGGACGAGACGGCGAGCAAGCUGCUCGAGGUGAUGAACCGCGAGAAGAGCGGGCGCGUGACGUUUAUGCCGCUCAACCGGCUGCAUCCCAAGGAGACCGACUUCCCGGCCACGCAGGAUGCCAUCCUGAUGGUCAAGAAGAUGCACUUCGAGCGUGCGCUCGCACCGGCGAUGCAGCAGAUCUUUGGCAGGAGCAUCAUCUGCCCCAACCUCGAGAUCGCUGCGGCGUACGUGCGCAGCCACGGCGUCAACGCCGUGACGCUCGAUGGCGACAAGGUGGAGCGCAAGGGUGCGCUUUCGGGAGGCUACCAGGAUCCGCGGCGCAGCCGGCUGGAUGCGGUCAACGACGUGCGCAAGUGGAAGGCGCAGAGCGAGGCGGACACGGCCAAGCAGGCCGAGGUGCAGCGCAGGCUGGGCGAGAUCGAGCAGGAGAUCACCGCGCUCAUGAGCGACAUGUAUGCGCUCCAGCAUCGGCGCGACGAGGCGCGCAACUCGCGCGCGCCGCUCACCGAGGAGCUGCAGUGGGCCCGCACCGAGGCCGACAACCUCGCACAGCGGCUGCAGAGCAUCGAGCGGCGCGAGGCGGACCAGACACUCGAGCUCAAGGCGGCGCAGACCAAGCGCGCGGCGCUGGAAGAGGAGGUGCGCACUCCCAUGUCCGCCGGGUUGACGCCACAGGAGUCGGCGCAGCUCGAGACGCUGCAUGCGCAGGAGGACGCGCAGAAGCGUGCGCUGGCGGACAAGACCACCGCGCUCGCCGAGCUCAGCCAGCGACGCUCGAUGCUCGAGAUCGACCUGUACGAGAACCUGCGUCGGCGCCACGACGAGCUGGGUGCGCAGCUCGAGGCGCUCGGCGAGUCGCUCGGCGGCGACGACGCCGGCGCCGUGUCUGGCCAGGACGUAUCGGCACGUCGGCGCGAGAUCGACGCGCUUCGACGCAGGAUCUCGGAGCGCGAGAAGCGGAUCAAAUCGGUCGAGGCCGAACUGGACCGACUCACGCAAUCGAUCCAAGACACGCAGGCGGGAUACGACAAGACGAAGGCAGAGCAGGCGGAGGAUGCACGCAGCAUCGCGCGGCAGCAGAAGAACGUGGAGCGGUACCUGAGCAAGCGGUCGCGGCUGGUGGAGCAGCGGGAUCGGUGCAACCAGGACAUCCGCGACCUGGGCGUGCUGCCGGAGGAGGCGUUCGAAAAGUACACCAACACGAGCUCGGACCGGCUGCUCAAGGCGCUGCACAAGGUCAACGAGGCGCUCAAGAAGUUCUCGCACGUCAACAAGAAGGCGGUGGAGCAGUACAACUCGUUCACCAAGCAGCGCGACCAGCUGCUCGAGCGCCGCGCCGAGCUCGAGCAGAGCGCCGAGAGCAUCCAGGAGCUCAUCGACGUGCUCGACCAGCGCAAGGACGAGGCGAUCGAGCGCACGUUCAAGCAGGUGAGCAAGUACUUUGAAGAGGUCUUUGAAAAGCUCGUCCCCGCCGGACGCGGGCGGCUCAUCAUGCAGCGUCGCGCCGACCUCACCACCGGCGGCGCUGCCGAGGGCGACAGCGACGACGAGCCGAGCGCGGGCCAGGUGGAGAACUACACGGGUGUGGCGAUCAAGGUCUCGUUCAACUCGAAGCACGACGAAGGCCUGCGGAUCCAGCAGCUUUCGGGCGGGCAAAAGUCGCUCGUGGCGCUGGCGACGGUGUUUGCCAUCCAAAAGUGCGAUCCGGCGCCGUUCUACCUGUUUGACGAGAUCGACGCCAAUCUGGAUGCGCUGUAUCGCACGGCGGUGGCCAACAUGAUCCGCGAGCUGGCGCACAAUGCGCAGUUCAUCACCACCACCUUCCGGCCCGAGAUGGUGCAGGUGGCGAGCAAGCACUACGGCGUGCUCUUCGACGCCAACAAGGUGAGCAGCAUCCGCAGCAUCAGCCGCGAUGAGGCCAACGAGUUUGUCGAGGCCGCGGCGACUACCGAGCCUGUGCGCUAG
Moesziomyces antarcticus is the source of this 3645-nucleotide messenger RNA. Its product is annotated as recF/RecN/SMC protein. Gene Ontology annotation, cellular component: chromosome. Lineage: Eukaryota; Fungi; Basidiomycota; Ustilaginomycetes; Ustilaginales; Ustilaginaceae. Gene Ontology annotation, molecular function: ATP binding; double-stranded DNA binding; ATP hydrolysis activity. The transcript has a single exon. The record is from RefSeq and is a predicted model, not a curated record. The coding region runs from base 1 to 3645 and encodes 1214 amino acids. Gene Ontology annotation, biological process: mitotic sister chromatid cohesion.